GUGCGCCUCGACUUGUAUAGGCGGCGGCUAUACCCCCGCGGCGUUGUUUCACGGAACACACAUGCGUGCACGCUGAAACCCGCAUCUCUCUGUAUCUCUCCAGCUCAUUCUUUCUGCGCCACUCCGCCUCGCCGUCCCCCUUUAUAGGUGGGAAAAAGCAAAGGUAGAUGGAUCCGGUCGACCAGUCCGUUGACGUCUUUAUUGCAGUGCGGAGCUCUCGCCUUCCAUCAGACUCGAUUUGAUACCGAUGGCAAGAAGCUGAAAGAUUUUGUUGUUGUUUUUUAAACGAAAACAAUUUUUGAAAGAGAAAAAGUUGUCACGAAGAUGAGUUUUUUCAACACCCUGCAACAGUACGUGUCCAACUCGGUGGCCAGUUUGAACAUUUCCCCGCGACGGUUCUCUAGAGACAAUGAGGAAAAGGCGGGAUCGUCUGGUGACAAUCCGAUCCUGCCGCCGCCUCAUCCGCCACCGUUGACGAUGAAAAUGCCAGUGCCGACCAUGAGCCGUGAAGCCGGAAGUAGAUCUCCCAGUACCGUCCACCGCUCGUCGGCUCACCUCCUCCAGGAGCGAUCCAAGUCGCUUAAAGCUGUUUCGUCACAGUCACAGCCACCGUCGCCGAGGAAAGCUGUUGGUGGACGGACUGCUUCGCUCAAAGAGUCAUCGACCCUAUCGAUUACGGUGCCGACUGCAUCCGGUAGCGGAGGAGGGCCCAUCUCGCCAUCUUCAUCGACGGCUCCGACAUCGGCGGCCGUUCACUCGUCGUCACCAGUCUUGUCACCUCAUCACACGACGGGCAAGCGACGCGAACCCAAACUUUUGCCAACUUUUGCUCUGCUCGAAGGCACCCGCCGCACUUCUUGGCCACAAUUUGCCAUCACCGGUUCUGGCGUUCAAGAGUCGGACGGAUCAUUCUUCGAAAGCUACACGGCGCUGUGCUGGAAACAGGAAAACCGGCGACUUCAGGUUCUGCGAGAAGAUGAUCAACCGCUUGUUGCUCAGGCGACGGAAGGCGACAGCCAGGCGAAUUCCGCCCAGUUCAUUUCAUCCAAAGAGAUGGAGCAGCUUUAUGUCGAGGUGCUGUACACUAUUCGCCACAAACUCGGAGCUCACUCCGCCAAGUAUCCGCACCACUUCAAGGAGGAUCUCGUUCAUUACGCCCAAACGGCCUUUGGCGUCGGCCAAGAAUAUCACCGCAGGUGCAACGCCAUCGCCAGCGAAGAGAAGCCUCCGAUUGUUGUUCUCAACGUGACUGUUAUCGAAGCUGAGGGCCUAGAAGCCAAGGAUCCAAACGGAUUUAGCGAUCCGUACUGCAUGUUGGGCAUUCAACCGGGCUGUUGUUCCGGCAACCGAGGAUCUGCUGAUCAGUCGCCACAGCAGCUGAUCCAGCCGCCACCAGACGUGACGGGCUCUAACGAGGAAUUGACGUCUUCGCUGCCGUCGUCGUCGUCGUCGAAUGACCAGCGACGCGACUCUUUGGUGGCCAUGAUGCCCGUCGAGAGACUGAAGAAGCAUUCCAGUUUUCGUCUGAGUUUCAAGCGCAAAGAUCCUGGUGUGGUGACGUCAAACGUUGUCAUUUCGGCCGGCGGCAACACCAAUCAAAUUGGACCUUCUAACCGAUCAAGUCUCACCAACGCUUCCAGCAACACCAUCAGCGUAAUAGGCAGCAACAGCAGCAACAACAGCAACAGUUCGAGCAACAGCUGCAUCAUACACGGGCGGGAGCAGCGCGACAGCCUCCACGCCGCACUUCCAGCGAAGUUUAUCCGGGCCACGUCUGUCAAAGGCGCCACGCUCAAUCCCAAGUGGAAUGAAAAAUUCCGAUUUGAUAUUGACGACGUUUGCAGCGAUACCCUGCACCUGGACAUUUGGGAUCACGACGACGAGUAUUCGGUGCUGGAUGCUGUCAUCAAAUUGAACGAAGUCCGCGGAGUCAAGGGCCUUGGCCGUUUCUUCAAGCAGAUCGCCCAGUCAGCCCGAUCGGGAACUCAGGACGAUUUCCUCGGCUGCGUCAACAUUCCACUUCAGGAAAUCCCUUCAACGGGUGUUGAAUGUUGGUACAAAUUGGGCGGCCGCUCCCAGCGCUCCACCAUCCAGGGCCGGAUUCAUCUCAAACUGUGGCUGUCGACACGCGAAGACCUGGGGACCAGCGAGGAGGACAAUUGGACCGAGAUCAAACAACAAGAGAAGCUCCACUGCGUGUUUAUCGACUUUGAAGUUUCCCGUUUCAAGACUUCGCCGUCGCAAUGGACGGGGGAAUUGUCGCAAGCGGCCCUCACGAUCCUGCACCAGCACGCCAUUCAGGGCGACGUGACGGUGCUGCAGUCGAACGUCGUCCGAUGGAUCGCCUACGCCGGAAAACUGCCCGACAAGUCGCUUCACUUUUCGGUUCUCUACCGCAUCCUCAACGAGCUGGACCACCAAUGGUCCUCGUUUUCCAUGGAGCCGCUCUCCCGCGAGGAGGAGGAUGCCCUGGCCGAGUCCUUCACUGCCUUCAUCGAUUAUUCGCUUUCUUGCCUCCGCAAGAUCCGCUACCUAUUCAGCCCCCGACUGUCCAAUUCUUCGAAACUGGAAUACCUCCUCAAGUGUUUAAUGCAGUUGGAUGUCAUGCGAGCCUUCCGGCGCUGCUGUCCUUUCCACAAGGAGAUCCGCGGGGAGAUUGUCGUCGCCAUUCGUAAAGGUGCCGCCGAAUGGUUCACAUUCGAAUUACAAAGAUGCGUGCCUAGCGACGCCAACCUUGUAACCGCCAUCAACGGAUUGACGGUGCUGACCAAUCGCGUUUACGCCGACUUGACGCGUUCACUCCAAAUCUACGACGACGUGUUCCAAAGAAUCGGCAACGUUUCCUAUUUCAACAUCGUCUACAAGAGUCACAUGAAAAUGAUUACUCACGAGUUCAGUUCGCGCCUGGAGAGCAUCCGCAGUCAUUUCCCCAAUGGCACCAACGGCCCCAGCAUCAGCACGGACGGCGGCAACGGAGCCGAGUUGGGCUCGGCUGAAAACGCCGCUCCCAUUUUCGAGUUGAAUAUCGCUCUACAAGAUUUGCAAAAAUUCCAAGAUCACGUUCCGCCCGAGGAGUUGCCGCUCAGUCACCAAAUGGCCGCCUUAAACUGCCACGACUGUUUCCGAGUCGUCUUGGAACAAUGGCUCGUCGUCGCCCGUUCCAAAGCAUUGAACCGGGUGCGGUCGGCCGUCGAGUUGGACUCGUUCACCAGCGUCGAGCCCUACCUGAAGCAUUCUACAUCGGCAAUCGAUACGACCUCGUGCUUCUAUCAGGUAUGUGACUUUUGGAAGCAAUUAUCAUGGCCGGAGGUCGUCUCGUCCUAUCCGUUCGUCUACAGCUUAGUGGAGAUGAUCACGGCCAGCGCCAUCGUGUACGCCGAUCUCAUUUUCCUGCGGAUUCAGACUCACGGCUUCUUCAGCGAAGAUUGGAAAAUGACGGCCGUCGUGGAAGAAGUCUACGUCAAUUUAAAUAACCUGCAGCAUGUCAAGAACGCGCUGGCUUCCAUUCCGCAGACGCUCAACGUGGCCGCCAUCGUGGCGGCCGUUGACGGCCCCAGCACCGCUCUGCUCGACGUUCAGAGGAGCCCCAUCUCCGGUAGAUCCAGGUCGCCGUCAGUGGUUUCCGGAACGUUAGCCUCGCCCGGUUAUUUAAUGAUUGCCGGCGGUGCCAUGCCCGUCAUCAGCGGAUGCGUCGGUGUUAAUAGCUACGAUAACAGCGCCCGGCAGGCGUUCCACAGUCUCCUGGAAACAGCUCGCGAUCACUACGAGAACAAGCUUUUGCGUGUCGCUGGAUGCCUGGCCGAAAAGAUGAGGAGCGAAAUGAAGAAAAAUAUUUUUCACUUGGCUUGGUCGCCGGAUUCGUUACCGGCCAACGAGGCGGCUGCUCCUUUGCUCGACUGUCUGGACCACAUUCUUCUCGACCUGCAGCCCAAUCUACUGCCGGACGCUUUCCACCGAUGCGUGGCCGCCAUCUGGGACGUGCUCCUUGUGGAGUUGUGGGCUCAGGCUGAAGUAUCCAGCGGAGACAAAUUCUGCAAGUUUUACGACCGAUUGCACAGCGCCCUUCAGAUGUUGCUGAAUUUCCUUCACGCGGAAGGCAAGGGCCUCUCGUUGGAGGCGCUCAAGUGCCCGACUUACCAGCGAGUCGAGGAGAAAAUCUCCUUGCACAAGGCGCGAACGGAGCAGCUCAUCGAUUUGUACCACGUCGGCCGGCUGAGCCAGCAGCAACAGCUGCACGGAAGCGGAACGAUUGAGGCUCCUUACGGCGUUCUCAACAUCCGCGUCUACUUUCACCACGACAGUUUGAGCGUCGAGAUCCUGUCGGCCAGAGACGUUAUUCCUUUGGACCCCAAUGGACUGAGUGAUCCCUUUGUCAUCGUUGAGCUCCUGCCCAGGCGCCUCUUCCCCAAUUGCGGUGAACAGCAAACCACCGUCAAGCGGCGCACGCUCUACCCCGUCUUCGACGAGUGUUUCGAAUUUCCGGUGACGUUGGAGCAGUGCCGCCAAGAGACGGCCAUGCUUCUGUUUACCGUCAUGGACUACGACGUUCUGACUGCCAACGAUUUCGCUGGCGAGGCCCUGCUGUCUCUCAACACGGUGCCGGGAGUCGCUGCAGCACCGCAAGGGCUGGACACGUUUCACGGGCUCAAACAGAUCGACUUGGUCCUGAUGCAUCAGCCAAACAAGCAUCACCCGAUCCUGUCGGUGUUGGAGUCGCGUGUUUGGGACCGGACAGCCCAAGACUUUGCCAAAAAGCAAAGGGAACGAGUCGUGAGCUAAAGACAUGAUUGGUGACAUCGUGAAGUUGGGUGGAUCCCCAAAUUCCACCAACAACAGCAAAACACACAAUUCAAAUUGUGCCCUGUUUUUGUUUUUUUAUUCUACCUUUCUACACACGUAUAUUUAACAUAUCAAACUCCUCCAACGCCUUUCUUCCCUUAUCGCCAUUUCACUACUUGGAUACCCCCCUCAUAUAUUUUCAUUACUUUUUCUCGGCAUUCUAUAAUGCCAUUAAAGUUCAUUCUAUUUCAUCUUGUCUAUUUUCUAGUCGCCCUACUACUACAAUAUCUAUAUGCUAUAUGCAGUAUUUCGAUGACGCUUAUUGGCUUCCGACUGUGGAACGGGGAAGUGUUUUUAGCGUGCGCCACGGAUUGAGAGGAUGCUUCACCUAAAUUUUCCCCUGGCUUCUCUCGGAGUCGAUGAAAAAUGCAAUCGGGCGAAAGUGCUCGACUUUCUAACUCUGAGGCAUCAUCCGUUGUAGGUCGCCUUGGCUCGGUGUCAAUGAAUGGAAGCCCAAGGAAAUUUAUGGCGAGAGAGUAACUAGCAGAAAAUAGUAGCAGCGUCUUUUAUUUUUUAUUUUUCCAGGAAAACAAAAAGACGAGCCUAGAAUAACAAAUAGAUUCAGAGAAAUUGUGGGAGCUCUUCUGUUAUGACCUUUUUCUUUCUUUCUAUUCCAAAUGUUGGCAACUUGCUACUUCCAAUUGUCUAAUCAAGAGAUGUUUCUGUCCUCUUUACUCUCUCUCGCUCUGUCUCUUAUUCCCCGUUUCCAACUUGUUCAUUUAUUUCUUGUUGAUGUCAGAGUUCCCAAUUCGCUGCCUUGCUGUUCGUGUUUUGUUUGUUCGGUACCUUUUGUGAAGUUGCACAAAUCCGGGGUUCUAAUUUUAUUUAUUUUUUUAAAUUUUUUUUUUCAUUUUCAUUAAAGAUUAACGCGAUUGGCUACCUUUCUCAUCCAGUUUUUUUUUCUGUUUCGAAGUUUUGCAAUUGGAGUGGGAAAUAUUUGCUUGCUAUAGUGUAGGAUUCGUUCCGUCAUUCCUCCGCACUGCGCGUUUUUCAUGAAUUAGUAGUCUAACCGCUUGAUUGCUUGCCAAUGCGCUUAUAGCUUCUCGGUUCUCGCUGAUGAGACUGAUUGGUAUGUAUUUUUAAUCCGUUUUAUUUUGAGAAAUGGCGUCACAACUGACGCACUUGCCAGAUCGGAUUGAUUUGACAAAUGAAGUCGGUCGUGUCAAGUGAAGUUGAAGUCACUUCACUUGCACUUUCUAUUGAUUACCUGCAUUCUUUUCUUGCUAAAUUCAUUGAAAUAUCUAUUUGCGUAUGGUUGAUUUGCUCUUGUAUUCAUCCUUACAUUUCUACUGAGAUGAGUAUCGAGUGGUAUUGAUUGACUCGUCGCAUGCGUUUUCCUAAUUCUAUCUUGCGACCAUUCACGUUUCUGCGGCAGUUCCGUAAUUCCAUAUUAUAUAUCACCCAUAAGCGAUGGCAACACCAAAAACAAAAGUUGACUUUUUCAUAUUAUAAAAUCAGGGUUGUAUUUUUUGAAUUCGAAAUCGUCUUAAAAACAGACCCGAAUUCCAGUAUUCGUGGGGCUUUUUACAUCCCCGUGAACUAUAUAUAUGCCCCUUUCCAUCUUUUCUAUUCAGAACAGUAUAUCUUUUAUUUUAUUAAAUAUUAAUAUAAUCUCGGAUUGGUUUCUGUUAUUUUACCCUUUUUGUUUUUUUACUAGUUCUGCUCGUGUGGUACUAAUAUCUCAUACUUUGAGAGUGUUUUCGUCUGGUCCUAUUAUAUUAUAUUAUUUGAAGUAAUCAUACAGUAUAUCAUUAUCAAAUACAAUUUAUUAAAUGA
Daphnia pulicaria is the source of this 6615-nucleotide messenger RNA. RefSeq names its product BAI1-associated protein 3-like (gene unc-13-4A). Bases 325 to 4779 code for a protein of 1484 amino acids. The transcript is spliced from 23 exons. NCBI's taxonomy places the organism in Eukaryota, Metazoa, Arthropoda, Branchiopoda, Diplostraca, Daphniidae. The record is from RefSeq and is a predicted model, not a curated record.